CUCCAACGCUCGACUGCUGUCACACGGUGUAGUUUCGGAUAGCAGGAGCACUGGAAUAGCUUUGGGAUUUAAGCCGGUGUCUGCAGAGGAACGACCGAGUCGUUUAACCCCAACAUACCGGCUGCUGUAGCCACACCUGAGUGGACAUUCUUUGCGGACAAAGCUGAAGUACAGUAACAUUUUCUCUAUACAUGCCAAAACUAGGCAACCUUGUGGAGGAUUCUGAGACAUUGUCGCGAAACUUUGAGGUGUUCGCCACAAUAAUUGGCUAUCGAAUGGACCAGCAUCCGAGCGCCCGGAGCUGCAGCAGUCGCGGAGCUGCGCCGUCCUGCGAGAGCGUCUCCGGCGAGCCCCCCAUGAAUUUGUACAUCCACUCCACCACCGGCACACGCUUCGAGCUCUCCCUUCCCGCAGAAGAGACCGUGGAAGGGCUAAAGCGAAGACUCUCUCAAAGACUGAAAGUACCCAAAGAAAGACUCGCUCUGCUACACAAAGAAACACGCCUGAGUUCAGGAAAACUUCAAGAUUUGGGAAUAACGGAUGGGAGCAAGUUAACACUGGUUCCAACAGUUGAAGCAGGCCUAAUGUCUCAAGCAUCAAGACCUGAGCAGUCAGUAAUGCAGGCACUGGAGAGUUUGACAGAAACACAGGUCAGUGACUUCCUGUCUGGCCGGUCUCCUUUAACCCUGGCUCUGCGAGUAGGCGAUCAUAUGAUGUUUGUCCAACUGCAGUUGGCAGCACAGCCCUCAGGCGGCCCACAGUUACAGCAUCGGCAUCUCAUAUCACGUGGGAGUUCAGAGGGCACAACAGGACUGUCUCAUGGAGCUUCAGGCUCUGCCUCUGGGAUGGCAAGAGUUUCACACAACCCCCACCCACAUCACCCACACCAACAUCCUCACCAUCCAAACACAACGCUUCCAUCUAAUCCAGCAGCCUUCCCACCUUCCCCCUCUGUCCCAUCCAUUCCUCCCUUGUACUCCACCUCAGCCUCAGGGCACUGUAGCCCUCCACCACAACCCUCUCAACUCCCUGGAAGUUUUCUUCACUCUCAGCAGCCGUCUUCGGCCUGUGCCCCCUCUCCAAGCAGCCCCAGCCCUGCAGCUUCCUGUCCAGAGGCCAGUUGCUCAGCAAAGACUUCCGGCAACUGUAAUACUCCUUUGCGAUCUCGCAAACCUGGCGCUAUCAUCGAAAGUUUUGUGAAUCAUGCUCCUGGAGUCUUCUCUGGGACGUUUUCUGGCACUUUGCAUCCCAACUGUCAGGACAGCACCGGACGUCCCAGACGAGAUAUAGGCACCAUCCUUCAAAUUUUAAAUGACCUUUUGAGUGCCACCCGGCAUUAUCAAGGCAUGCCCCCAUCGCUUACACAGCUGCGCUAUCAGACCCAGUGCAACAGCCCCAACUCACCAGCACCAUCGCCACCACCUUCACCUCCCCAUACCACUGGACUAACCGGCCUGCCUACCACAGUGCCCUCGGAGACCCAACCAACUCUUCAUCCGCUUGUGCAGUGCCAGAGCCAGAUCAGAAUGUGCAAACCUCCGGGUGACCGACUCCGUCAGACUGAGAACCGAGCCACACGCUGCAAGGUGGAGCGACUACAGCUACUCAUGCAGCAGAAGCGCCUGCGCAGGAAGGCUCGGCGAGACUCUCGUGCCCCGUACCACUGGCUCCCCAACCGCAAGGCCGGGCGCAGCAACAGUAAUAGCAGUAUGUCGAGCGAAGGCUCCCUGGACCUGGACUUUGAGGACUCUGUGUGGAAGCCAGACGUCAAAGCUGACAUGAAAUCAGAGUUCAUCAUGGCCUGAAGGUGGUUGCGCCAUCUUCACCGAGGAAGAUUGGGGAUUACACUUUAGAGGGGUGAAUUUCCGAAGAACUGUGUCCACAGACGCACAUUCAGAAUCUCCCAAGGCUUCACUCCUCGUUUGUCCUGUGACCACAGAGACUUUACAUAAAGGAAGAUUCACAGACUUUUACUUACCUUACAUCCUUGAUAGACUACGAUCUUGGAAUAGACUGAAUUUUCAAAUGAUGUUUGGAUAUGGAUUUGAACUGAUGAAUAGACAGAUUCUGACCAUCCAAGAAGUAAACACAAGUGAGCAUAGCAGACGUCAUCGGUGUUGGGAUUUGUUUUUCUCUUUCCUUUUUUGGUUUCUUUACUUUCCCAUAGGGAAGAUCUAUACAGGCACGACGAACUGACAAAAUUCAGAUACUGAUCCUACUUCCUCUUUUUUUUUGCGUUACAAAUGGGCAUUCAGAGUUCAAGAAUCAUUUGAAGGGGGUUAUCUUUGUUUUUUAAGUCCUGUUUUUCUUGAAUCAUGAUGAUUUCUGAAACAAAAUAUGUAGCAUUACCCACAAAGCAUUCAGGUUUUUUAUCUUGUAGAUGAGGAGGAUUCAUUUGCACACACACACCUGUGAUUUGAAAUACAAAAUGAUAUCAUAACCAAGAGAUGGCACAGUGCAUGUUUAAUAUAUGAAUAUUUAAAAAAAAAAAUGCUUUCUCAACAACAGCUCUGUGUAGAGUCAGAGGUUCAAGUAGGAAACUAAGACAUGAAAUGACUCAAAAAUCUGCUGAUGUGAUCGAAGACACGAGGCUUGUGAAGUCGGUUGUUUUUUAGUACUCAGAAUGAACGGCUUUUCUUUUUUUAACGCCACAAAAACAAACAAACCAACCAAACGUUAAACAGCAGUUGCUCAGCAAGGCUCGAGUCAAGCUGUGAAAUGAAUCUGAUGUUAUAUAAUCUUUUAAAAACACACUGUAUCUCUCCUGUUACUGUCUAAAUGUGUAUAAUAAGAGAGAGUGGUGGGGUGCCAGAGGAAUAGUUUACAAAUGUGCAUUAUAAUGGCUCGCUCUGCCAAAGUGGAAUCUCUCAUUUAUGCAUUCGACUCAAAAAAAAAAGGGUGUUAUUCCCACUAACGCUUUUAAAUUGUGUCCGUUCAGACUUCUUUCCCACGUAAACAUCCAGAACGGAGCACAUCUCCAACCUUCACACUCUCGAUAGUGCCUCAUAUGUAGACGCACUGACAUAUUCAAUCAGGCGUUCCACAGACAGACGGUUCUGCUGCUAUAUGGGACUUCUCUUUGCAUGCAAACGUGUGAAUUAUCCUGAUCCUUUUUUUUGUAGAGAAUAAUAAUAAUAUCAACAACAAUACUGAGAAACUGGUGCUGAGCGAAAAGAUAUAAAAAGCAUGAAUUUGUGAAGAAGAAGAUUGAAAAAACGAAUUAAAAAAUACAGACAUUUGCCCCAGAUACUUGGGAUUUUCGAAUUAGGAACAGGAUGUUACAUAUCAGUCGCAAACCAAAACGGGACUGGAAUUCUACUGUACAUGGAUCAUUCCUGGACUAACUAAGGAACAAUGGAACAUUUUCUACUCCUGACAUCCGAGGGAUCCUCAGAGCAACGUUUCCAUCGACCUGCUCAGAUGUGGACUAACAGGGAUGUUAGCAACCACCGUUCACCUCUAAUGACUGCUUGGAAGUAAACGUGAAAAUGUCCUAAACCACAUCGAUGUUGCACUCGCUGAGUUUGCAAUGAGAUUACCUACCUGAAGGGGAACAUUGUCUUUUCCUUUUUUUUCUGUUCAAGUGGCCUUAACGUUGAUUAUCAAAACACUUGCAGAGUGGAGGACAACAUAGGGAUGUUUCUGUUGAAAUUUUUUUUUUUUUUUGUCCUGUGGUUUUGUUAAAUCAUCACGUUUUCGGGGGCGUUUUUUGUGUUUAGGAGGUGGAGGCUCUAUUAUCUCAAGGCUUCAGUGCCUUAAAGUUUUGCCCCUUCGGUGUGUAUGGAAAAAACAACUGAACAAAUUAUUCGCGUUUAUGCAGGUUUUUAUCAAUUUCUAGAAGCUCUGGUAAAAUAUUGUCUGUUUUAUGGUUUAAUUGUUACAAGUCGUGACCUGGAGGUCAAACAGGUUCCAUCAGUGUGUUCUGUUGUUUGUUUAAUUACGUCCCUUGAACCCUGUCCUACAAAGAAGCAACAAAUUUACAAAUUGAAUUGAGUAAUGGAAGUUUAAGCUGCAGUGCUAUAACAACAAAGUGCCCUAAACUCUCAAUUGAGACGUCCUUUAAGGACACGUUGACAACAUGCACUUCCCUUCUUUCUCAGAUUAAGGACUUCAAUGGACUUUCUCCCUUUUUCCCCAAGAAAAUCAUUAUUUAAUUUUUAUAUAUGUAUGAAAUAUACUCUGUGUGUGCCUCACCUAUAUGUAAAACGGUAAAAAAAAAAAAGUUAAAACUGAAAAAAAGCAUAGGAGAUGAUCUGAGUUUUAGGAUGGGGUAAUUGAUGAGGGUGGAGGGAGGGAACGGGGGGCAUUUUCAAUAGUUUGUUGGAGUUCUGAUCACAUCAUUUAAGUUGCCUGUUCUUUCUUGUAGCCAAUGAAAACUGAUUACAAGAGUCGAGAAAAAAAACAAUUUACAAUGUUCUAGCUAUAGACCGGUGUAGCACAUGUGUGACUGUAUUAAUUUAUGAAACCAAAAUGGUAACUGUGAAUUAUGUAUUUCUUUGUGCUUUUUUUAAAGUGGGCGAAAGGUGGAAAAAAGGGGUGUUGCUGUACCCUGUUUUGUUUUUGUGGAAUAUAAUGGAAAUAAUCAAGUAAAAAAAAAAGGAAAAUAUCUAAAUAUAUUUUUUUCUUAAGCAAUACAUUUCAGUGUGACUUGUGAUAGGACAUUUUCUUUUUUUAGGUAAUAAAUUGAAAGAAAAAAUA
Messenger RNA from Danio aesculapii, 4698 nucleotides. RefSeq names its product midnolin (gene midn). The coding region runs from base 192 to 1805 and encodes 537 amino acids. Gene Ontology annotation, molecular function: protein binding. The transcript is spliced from 8 exons. Gene Ontology annotation, cellular component: nucleus. Lineage: Eukaryota; Metazoa; Chordata; Actinopteri; Cypriniformes; Danionidae. The record is from RefSeq and is a predicted model, not a curated record.